Messenger RNA from Jaculus jaculus (lesser Egyptian jerboa), 3278 nucleotides. It is a transcript of the gene Ccdc149, whose product is annotated as coiled-coil domain containing 149. NCBI's taxonomy places the organism in Eukaryota, Metazoa, Chordata, Mammalia, Rodentia, Dipodidae. The coding region runs from base 1 to 1578 and encodes 525 amino acids. The record is from RefSeq and is a predicted model, not a curated record. The transcript has 13 exons.
AUGGACGGCGACCGGACCGAGAGCGACUGGCAGGGGCUGGUGAGCGAGUACCUGGUCUGUAAAAGGAAGCUGGAGAGCAAGAAGGAGGCCCUGCUGAUCCUCUCCAAGGAGCUGGACACCUGCCAGCAGGAGAGGGACCAGUACAAACUCAUGGCCAAUCAGCUGCGGGAGCGCCACCAGGCCCUGAAGAAGAAGUUCCGAGAACUGAUCGAUGGAGAUCCAGCACUUCCCCCUGAGAAACGGAAACAGGCUAAUCUUGCACAGCUCUUAAGAGAUUCUCAGGACCGAAAUAAACAUCUGGGAGAAGAAAUUAAAGAACUUCAGCAAAGGCUUGGAGAAGUCCAGGGUGACAAUAAGCUGCUGAGGAUGACAAUUGCCAAGCAGAGGCUCGGCGACGAGGAAAUUGGUGUGAGGCACUUUGCAGCCCACGAGCGGGAGGACUUGGUUCAGCAGCUGGAACGAGCUAAGGAACAGAUCGAGUCUCUGGAGCAUGACUUGCAGGCCUCCGUCGACGAGCUUCAGGAUGUUAAGGAGGAGCGGGCUUCCUACCAGGCCAAAGUGGACAGGCUGAACCAGGAGCUCAACCACAUCCUGGGUGGACACGAGGACCGUAUCAUCGAUGUGGACGCACUGUGCAUGGAGAACAGAUACCUUCAGGAGAGAUUGAAGCAGCUUCAUGAGGAGGUCAGCCUCCUGAAAUCCAACAUUGCCAAGUACAAGAAUGCUCUCGAGAGACGGAAAAGCUCCAAGGGUCAGGGCAAGUCAAACAGCAGUGCUCUCACUGGGGUUCUGUCUGCAAAGCAAGUUCAAGACCUGCUGUCAGAGGAUCAUGGGUGCAGCCUCCCAGCUACUCCACAGUCCAUCUCUGACCUGAAGUCCCUGGCCACCGCCCUGCUAGAGACAAUUCAUGAGAAAAACAUGGUCCUUCAGCACCAGAGGCAAACCAACCGAAUCCUAGGGAAUCGGGUGGCAGAGCUGGAGAAAAAAUUAAGGACUUUGGAAGUUUCUGGUUUGUGGAGUCUUCCAGGCCUGAGCUACAAUGUUUCGGUCGGAUUUGGGAGGGGAAAGGACACCAUACUGUUCAGUGACCCAACUCUUCCCAGGUCGAGGUCACCAUUGCUGAAGUUUGUGGAGCAGCCCACUGAGAAUCAGGGGACUGCCAAAGAUGGGGAGGUUCAGAAGCAGAGACGUGAUGAAAGUUGUGCAUCUGCCGAGGUGUUGACAGCGCCCGAGGAUGCCAGGAGGCUGCCUGGCAGCUCCCCAGCACAGCCGAGCCCCGGGAACCAGAGCGAGCACUUUCAUCAGCCUUCAGUCCCGGGGUUACCUUCAGAGGAGCAAGAAGUAAACAGGAUGGGCAGGGAAACCAUUCACGUGACUGAGGAGCUGCAGGGGACCAGUGGGGAGGGCCCUGCCAGGGAGCCUGAGCUGUCCCCACCUGGUCUGGCCUCCCACAGGGGCCAACCCAGGUCUCCUGCGGACCCCUUGCCGCCUACUCAGGCAGCAGCUGGAGCUCCCGCCGGGGAGGACAGCAAAGCGAUCCCGCAGGAUGGAGACACGGGGAACGCUUUGCAGACAUGAAGGGAGCUGGGUACGUACGACGGGACAAGGUGGCAUGUGGAAGGCUCCAGGACCCUGAGGAGAAAGAGAGGCAGCAGAACAAGCAUCCCAGCCACGUCCUCCUCCAACACCUCCAUGUCUGCAAAUGAGAAAAUGCUCUGAUCCGGCGGCGGCAAGCUGUGCGCGCGCUCAGAUGCUGCCAGUUCUGUCGGAUUUAUUCAGUGCGGGUCCCUGAGUUUCUAGGUGUCACCGCUUUCCGCCGAGGACGUGCUGCCGUGAACAAGGCCAGGCUCGGGGAUCGCAGCUGCCAUGUGGCUGCUUUUCUACAUCCGUCUUUUGUCAGCAUUUGUUUUAUUAGAGAUGAGAUGUUUUCUAUUCUCCUGUAAUAUUGUCCGCCAUCGUGGCAGGGACAGCUGGGACAGGAAGUGCUUCGGCAGCUGGAGAGAACGAUGUAUUGGAAUGGAAUGUGUUCAUGGGAUGCCAGGAUCCCCAACAGUGGGCUCUCUUGACACCAUGCUGGUGGCACUGCUGGUCACAGUGGCCUGGGGGGGGAACAGCUGGGGGGGGGGCAGAGACAAGAGAGAAGAUGGCCUGUGAGUCUGCAAUGUCUAGUGCCCUGGAGGCUGUGUGCUAACUGCACAGCCCAGUGUUCGAGCCUGGACCUAGAGGGGUUCACUGGUGUAGCAGGAUGGGAGUCAGGCUGUAGCGAAAAGAGACUCCAUUCAUGUUCUGCUUUUUUUCCCCCUGGGCUAUAUAUAGGAAACGUGACUAAUGUGAGUUUGGAAAUAAAGCUAAUUGCUUGGGGUCAGGCUGUUUCCUGUACCACCUGAAACCUUGAGUCCUUUCCCUCCUACAACAGAAUGUCACCUCUAUGCCACCAGAUAACUGGAGUUUUAACAAAACACGGAAUUUGUGGCCUGAUGGGAGAGGAGAAAUGAAACAAGAUGAAGAUGACUUCCUUACAGCCAUGGCAGGAACUGUAAACCAAAUGCAUGGUCCAAGGGGAGAGGAGGGUGUGGUCUAGUGAAGAUAAGCCUCUCUAGGUGGCUUCCGGCCCUGCAGAAAAGUGCAGGGCCAUCGAGCCACAGACCUUCCUUUUAGCUGGACCUCCCCAGGAGGGUCUGAGUCCUAAAGCUCAGAUGGCCUCUGAGAACUUGUCUUGGAGACCCCUACAGGAAAGAGGCUUUCCCUGGAAGGGGUUGCCGACUUAUCCUGACACCCAUGUCAGUACGCUGGGGCUCCUAGAGAUAGGAACACAUCUCUGACCACAGGGACCCAUUGUGCCAGUCUGUCUUCUGCCCCCUCAGGCCACCCCAUAACGUCCACUAGAAAUAGCUUUCUGUUGGACGGACAUGUGCGGCCAUUAUCCAACACCACUGCAUCAGACACUAGAGCCUCCAAGUGAAACCAGCCUGUACCACACAGUAAGAAAUGACAACAUUACCACCACCCUCCAGGAGCUUUGCUUUGGGCACACAGCUGGCAGGGGCAUAUCGUCAGGGCCUGUUUGUCACCUUUUGGAGAGCAAGGCAUCGAGCAAAGCCCAGAACAUAGCAGAGAAAGGAGGACUAUUAGAUGGACUGAGAACUUAUGGACUGAUGCUGCCACAGGCGUAACCAUGACAACACCCCAUUCCUGUAUGUGGUAGUGUCCCACCUCCACUGUGCCCAUCCAAUAUGGUUCUUCUGUUUUGCAGACAUUAAAGAGAGUUCCAGCCUUUG